This is a messenger RNA of Dromaius novaehollandiae (emu), 2454 nucleotides long. RefSeq names its product probable ATP-dependent RNA helicase DDX4. Gene Ontology annotation, biological process: gamete generation; cell differentiation. The transcript is spliced from 18 exons. Bases 25 to 1905 code for a protein of 626 amino acids. Lineage: Eukaryota; Metazoa; Chordata; Aves; Casuariiformes; Dromaiidae. The record is from RefSeq and is a predicted model, not a curated record. Gene Ontology annotation, cellular component: nucleus; P granule. Gene Ontology annotation, molecular function: ATP binding; RNA helicase activity; RNA binding.
CGGGCAGGCUCGGGAGCGCGCAGCAUGAGCCAGGAGGACUGGGAUGCGGAGAUCGGCGACAGCGGGGCGCCCGUCCUCCCGCCCUUCGAGGAGCUGGAAAUGGGCUUCUCUGGAAGACCAGAUAGCCUCUUGUCUGACUGCAGUCAAAGUAUAACCUCGUUAGGUGCUGGUGAAGGACCUAACAAAAGUCAGCACAUGCAGGAUGUUUUUGGAGUUGGAGGAUGUUUUAGGAGUAAAGACACCAAUGAAUCUCUGAACAGAGAGGAUCAGCCAGUGAGAUUUGGUAGCGGAAGGAGUUUUGGAAACAGAGGUUUUCAAGAAAGGAACAGCAUAGAAGGUCCUGGUACACAAAGAGGAGGUUUUAGAGGAGCUUCUGGAGGCUUUGGACAAAGUCUAAGUAUUAAAAAUGAGCAAAGAGACAGACCUCAAUCUGGCAGUUUUCUUGCCUCUAGGGAGAGAGGAGCACUUGGAGGGCCUACAGGUGAUAGUGAAAGCUACAGAAGCAGAAUGUUUGGAUGCCAAGGAGGUUACAAAGGACAUAAUGAAGAAAUAGGUUCUGGAAGAAGUUCCUGGAAGUCUGCUGGUGAAACAGGUGGUGAUACAGGUCCAAAGGUGACUUAUGUGCCCCCUCCUCCACCUGAUGAUGAAGAAGCCAUCUUUGCACAUUAUCAGACAGGAAUUAAUUUUGACAAAUAUGACCAAAGCAUUGUUGAAGUAUCAGGACUUGACCCUCCACCAGCAAUACUAGCAGCUUUUCUUCUACCAAUUGUGGCCCAUAUGAUGAGAGAUGGCGUAACUGCCAGUUGCUUUAAAGAGCAGCAAGAACCAGAAUGUAUUAUUGUAGCUCCAACUAGAGAACUGAUAAACCAGAUCUUCCUGGAAGCAAGGAAAUUUGUGUAUGGGACUUGCAUAAGGCCUGUUGUGAUCUAUGGAGGAACACAAACAGGUCAUUCAAUUCGUCAGGUGAUGCAAGGCUGUAAUAUACUGUGUGCCACACCAGGAAGGCUUAUGGACAUCAUUGGAAGAGAGAAGAUUGGUCUGCAUAAAGUGAAAUACUUGGUGCUAGAUGAAGCAGACCGUAUGCUUGAUAUGGGUUUUGGUCCAGAGAUGAAGAAGCUAAUUUCUUACCCAAGCAUGCCGCCAAAGGACAGACGUCAAACACUGAUGUUUAGUGCCACUUUUCCUGGAGAUGUUCAGAGGCUGGCCGGUGAAUUUUUGAAAACUGAAUAUUUAUUUGUUGUUGUUGGACACGCGGGUGGAGCCUGCAGUGAUGUUCAGCAAAGUAUUCUUCAGGUUGCUCAGUAUUCCAAGAGGGAGAAACUGUUACAAAUUCUGCAAAGCAUAGAUCGUGAACGAACCAUGGUGUUUGUGGAUACAAAGAAAAAAACGGACUUCAUUGCAGCCUUUCUUUGUCAAGAAAAAAUACCAGCCACUAGCAUCCACGGAGAUAGGGAACAGAGAGAGAGAGAAACAGCUCUUCGGGAUUUUCGCUCUGGAAAAUGCCCAGUUCUUGUGGCAACUUCAGUGGCAGCGAGAGGCCUGGAUAUUGAAAACGUUCAGCAUGUUAUUAAUUUUGAUCUUCCUUCCACCAUUGAAGAGUAUGUACACCGAAUUGGACGAACUGGUCGUUGUGGAAAUACAGGCAAAGCCAUUUCUUUCUUUGAUAAUGGUUCAGAUGGCCAUCUUGCACAAUCUCUAGUUAAAGUGCUUUCAGAUGCUCAGCAGGAGGUUCCAGUUUGGCUGGAAGAAUUUUCUUUUAGUGUCCAUGAAACUGGUCUUAGUGUUCCAAGAGGAAGUGUCCUUACAUCAGUUGAUACCCGAAAAAAUUAUGAAGGCAGAGGCAGCACCAACCCAGGAGGAAUGAGAAUGUCAUACACUGCAAGUGCAUUUGAGUCAUGGGAUUAAACUCAUUUAGUACCAAACUAGAUUGUUUUCUGUUGUGCUUUGUGAGCUGUUGCACUUACUGUUCCUUAUUGUUGAGCUUUAUGGAACACAAUGUUUAAAGGCUAGCUGAUAUCAUAUAAUAAUGCCUGCAACAACAUAUGCAUACUCAGUUAUGGUGAACCCUGUGAUUAUCACUUCAUGUAAGAAUGCAAAAGCCAUUUUUAAGAAACACUUCAGGUAUUUCUUUAAGUGUUAAAACUUUCAGUAAGAGUUCACUGAUACUUGGCAGCUUAUAUGUUGCUAUAAAGAUGUGGAAUUUGAUCCCUGUUUGUUUUGUAAGUGGAAAAUAGAUUUGCUGAAAUUACCACUUUGUUAUCAAAAUUUUGCAUGGAAAAAUUGUGUUGUGAAAACCUGUCUUGGGAAAGGCUUCUAUAUAAAGAGCUCAUCUAAACUUAAUGUCUCUUCCUAUUUCUACAGGUCAGUUAUAAAAUUUGUACCAAAUGAUGAGAUGGCUUAUCUUAAGGUGCUGUUAAACUUGUGAACACUUAUUUAAUAAAUACUUGAGGAUCA